AUGCAUGUACAUACAGUCCCAUCGGAAUGGAAUCUGACAUCGGAUGAAAUAAAAUUAAUUCAAAAACGUGCACAAUUACGUGUAGUCACCAAAGCUGAAUUUCUUAAACGCUAUAGAAAUCCAUUUUAUGCUAGUGUGCCUGGUCAUUUUGUGGACCCGCAAAAUGUGCGACUCUAUGCUUAUCAACAAAAUAGUUAUCGUUAUUUAUACUCAUCGCCGCGAAUACUUCUUACGCCUGCACUUUUUCUUCUAGCUGAUGGGUUACUUCAAUAUUUUGCACAGAAAAACCGGUUAAUAUAA
Rotaria socialis is the source of this 300-nucleotide messenger RNA. Lineage: Eukaryota; Metazoa; Rotifera; Eurotatoria; Philodinida; Philodinidae. The record is from the annotation of a GenBank genome assembly.